This is a messenger RNA of Puccinia graminis f. sp. tritici CRL 75-36-700-3, 864 nucleotides long. RefSeq names its product orotidine-5'-phosphate decarboxylase. The record is from RefSeq and is a predicted model, not a curated record. Gene Ontology annotation, molecular function: orotidine-5'-phosphate decarboxylase activity. The transcript has 4 exons. Gene Ontology annotation, cellular component: cytosol. Bases 1 to 864 code for a protein of 287 amino acids. NCBI's taxonomy places the organism in Eukaryota, Fungi, Basidiomycota, Pucciniomycetes, Pucciniales, Pucciniaceae. Gene Ontology annotation, biological process: 'de novo' pyrimidine nucleobase biosynthetic process; 'de novo' UMP biosynthetic process.
AUGAGCAAACCGGAUCUCGUCACGCAAUCCUAUUCGACAAGGGCAUCGAUCCAUCCAAGUCCGAUAGCCCGACGGUUAUUGAAGCUCAUGGACGACAAACAGUCCAACUUAUGCGUCUCAGUUGAUGUGACCAACAAGGCUUCAUUCCUCAGAAUCGUAGAGGCCGUCGGCGAUCAUGUGUGUAUGAUCAAGACUCACAUCGAUAUUAUCGACGAUUUCGAUCAAGAUCUCAUAGAAAAAUUAGUCGAACUUAGUCAAAGACACAACUUUAUGAUCUUCGAGGAUCGUAAAUUUGCUGAUAUUGGGAAUACGGUUAAAUAUCAAUACUCAUCAGGAAUCUACAAGAUUGCCGAAUGGUCAGACAUAACGAAUGCGCACACGGUUCCAGGAGAAGGAGUGAUCACGGGCCUAGCAGAAGUCGGAAUCCCGAGAGGGAGGGGACUAUUAUUAUUAGCGGAGAUGUCGAGUAAAGGGACGCUUGCCAAGGAUUCUUACACGGUGGAGACGGUGGAGAUGGCCCGAAGACAUCCCGAGUUUGUCAUCGGAUUUAUCUCCCAACGAAGGCUCGAAGGCCUCGGAGUCGAGGCCACCACACAUCAAUCCGAUGGUGCCCGACCGGAAGACUUCUUGGUGCUCUCCCCAGGCGUCGGUCUCGAUGUCUCCGGCGACCAACUCGGCCAAAACUAUCGCACUCCAGACCAAGUCGUCUACCAAAGCGGAGCCGACGUGAUCAUCGUCGGCCGGGGGAUCUACGGUCAACAAGAUAAAUCCGGCGAUUCUAAUCAAGCAAUUAUCGCUCAAGCCAUUCGAUAUAAACAAGCCGGCUGGGAAGCCUACCUCAAACGGCUGGCCUCACCUCCUUGA